Molecule: messenger RNA, 4072 nt
Organism: Molossus molossus (Pallas's mastiff bat)
Lineage: Eukaryota; Metazoa; Chordata; Mammalia; Chiroptera; Molossidae
Gene: REST
Product: RE1 silencing transcription factor
Exons: 4
Coding region: 596-3436 (946 amino acids)
Biological process (GO): regulation of gene expression
Cellular component (GO): nucleus
Source: RefSeq, a predicted model, not a curated record
GAGGGCGAGCCCAGGGGCGGUGAGAGGAACCCGGUCGCCGGCGACGCGGUAACUUUCCUCUUCCAAACGCGGGUCCGAGGGCCGGAGAGGGGGCUGGACUGGGGAAGACUUCUUCUGGCCCAGCGGCGCCCCGAGUUGGCCCCCCUUGCCAUUUUUAGUGUUGGGGAGCACAGGAAAAGCUUCAGGACGAGUGUUGGGGCAGCUCCUGCGAAUUGGUGUGUAAAUGUGUGCAGUGAGCGGGGCGAGCCGAGAGGAAGCGAGAGCGCCGGAGUUUGCAAAGAGCUGCUUUGUGUUUGGUAUUUUGAGAAAAUGGCCGAAUGCCUAUUUCAGCCAGGAAUGCCGCCGCCGAGGCAGGCGCUGGUGGCAGCAGCACGUAGGAAUUCGUGCAACACGUUGGGCUUUGGGGCUUUGCUUGGACGGUCUCUGACAAACGUUAAAAUUCCUUUAGGGAUGGUAGUUAGGGUUUUGGGGACUAUUAGAAAAGUCGAUGUUUAGCAAAGUACCGAGUAGCCCGGACUAUAAGCUUUGGGACCGCUUUGGCCCUCGGUUUGUUUUCUGUGAUGGCAUUUGAUUCCAACUUUUAUUGAAUACAGUUAUGGCCACCCAGGUAAUGGGGCAGUCUUCUGGAGGAGGAGGGCUAUUCAACGGCAGUGGCAACAUUGGCAUGGCCUUGCCUAACGAUAUGUAUGACUUGCAUGACCUCUCCAAAGCUGAAUUGGCUGCUCCUCAGCUUAUCAUGUUGGCAAAUGUGGCCUUAACUGGGGAAGUAAAUGGCAGCUGCUGUGAUUACCUAGUUGGUGAAGAAAGACAAAUGGCAGAAUUGAUGCCUGUUGGGGAUAACAACUUUUCAGAUAGUGAUGGAGAAGGACUUGAGGAGUCCCCUGACAUAAAAGGUGAACCCAAUGGACUGGAAAACAUGGAACUGGAAAGUUUGGAACUCAGUGUUGCAGAACCACAGCCUGUGUUUGAGGUAUCAGCUACCCCAGAAAUUUACAACUCAAAUAAAGAUCUUCCUCCCGAAACACCUGGAGCAGAGGAUAAAUGCAAGAACGUGAAGACCAAACCCUUUCGUUGUAAGCCAUGCCAAUAUGAAGCAGAAUCUGAAGAACAGUUUGUACAUCACAUCAGAGUUCAUAGUGCCAAGAAGUUUUUUGUGGAAGAAAGUGCAGAGAAGCAAGCAAAAGCUAGGGAAUCUGGCUCUUCCACUGCAGAAGAGGGAGAUUUCUCCAAAGGCCCCAUUCGAUGUGACCGCUGUGGCUACAAUACCAAUCGAUACGAUCACUAUACUGCUCACUUGAAACACCACACCAGAGCUGGGGAUAAUGAGCGAGUCUACAAGUGCAUCAUUUGCACGUAUACCACAGUAAGCGAGUAUCACUGGAGAAAACACUUAAGAAACCAUUUUCCAAGAAAAGUAUACACAUGUGGAAAAUGCAACUAUUUUUCAGAUAGAAAAAACAAUUAUGUUCAGCAUGUUCGAACUCACACAGGAGAACGUCCAUAUAAAUGUGAACUUUGCCCUUACUCAAGUUCUCAGAAGACUCAUCUAACUAGACAUAUGCGUACUCAUUCAGGUGAGAAGCCAUUUAAAUGUGAUCAGUGCAGUUAUGUGGCCUCUAAUCAACACGAAGUAACUCGUCACGCAAGACAGGUUCACAAUGGGCCUAAACCUCUUAACUGCCCACACUGUGACUACAAAACAGCAGAUAGAAGUAACUUCAAAAAACAUGUGGAGCUACAUGUUAAUCCACGGCAAUUCAAUUGUCCUGUAUGCGAUUAUGCAGCUUCCAAGAAAUGUAAUCUACAGUAUCAUUUCAAAUCUAAGCAUCCUACUUGUCCUAAUAAAACAAUGGAUGUCUCAAAAGUGAAAUUAAAGAAAACCAAAAAGCGAGAGGCAGAUUUGCCUGAUAACAAUAAUACCAAUGAAAAAACAGCAACAGAGCAGACAAAAGUAAAAGGGGAUGUAGCUGGAAAGAAAAAUGAGAAAUCUGUAAAAGUGGAGAAAAAAGAUGUUUCAAAAGAAAAAAAGCCUUGUAGUAGUGCUUCAAUCCAAGUGACUACCAGAACUCGCAAAUCAGCAAUGGAAACUAGAGAGAUGGGUGUGCCUACAGGAAACAAUUCAGAAAAAAACUGUAAAACCAAGAAAAGCAAAAGGAAGGUGGAAGCUGAAGCCCAUUCUGUACAAGAUCUUGUUAAUGAUGAGCAGCCUGUGACAAAAAAGAAAAAGAAGACAGAAAGCAAACCCAAAAAUAGUCAGGAAGUACCAAAGGGUGAGAACAAAGUAGAGGAAAAUAAAAAGCAAAAUGCCGGCAUGAAAAAAAGUACAAAGAAGAAAACUCUGAAAAAUAAAUCAAGUAAAAAAAGCAGCAAGCCUGCUCCGAAGGAGAUUGUUCAGAGGGGGCCUGCUCAGACAGAGCCGGUCCCACCCAUGGAGCCUCCUCAGGUGGGACCUGUUCAGACAGAGCCUCCUCCUCCCAUGGAGCCUGCUCUGAUGGAGGUUGUUCAGAAGGGGCCUGAUCAGAUGGAGGAGCUUCCUCCUGUUAUGGAGACUCCUCCUCUUACGGAGCCUCCGAUUCCCAAAAAAUCUCCUCGAAAAGAUAAUAAAAAGGAAAAGUCUAAUGCACAGAGUGAAAUGGCAAGGAAGGAGCAAGUCCUUAUUGAAGUUGGCUUAGUGCCUGUUAAAGAGAGCCAGUUUCUAAAGGAAAGUGCAAGUGCACAAGAUUUCUUAUCAUCACCACCAUUGCCAAAGGAAAAUUUAAAAGAAGAGGAGUCAAAAGACCAAAAACUACUCACCGAAUGCGAAGGAAAUAAAGAAGCCCCUCUUCAAAAAGUAGAAGUAGAAGAGGCAGAAAAGAGUCUAGCUGGUCUUGCUGCUAUUGGCAAGGAAUCUGCCAAUAUUUCACCCUCUGAACAAAACUUGAAUAUGCAAGCGGGUGAAACUUUAGAUGGUAAACAUCAGGUUGACACUGGGCUUUGUGAAAUGGAUAUGGAUACAGAUGAGAACAAAACAGAGAAUCCCCCUGGAAAAGACUCAGCAGUCGAAGAACCAGUUUCACCACUGCUGCUUCCCCUACCAACAGAAAAAGGAGAAGCAGUGUCCAAAACUGCUGUGGCAUCACCUCCUGUUACCAUGGCAGUAAAUGAGUCUCAGGAAAUGGAUGAAGAUGAAGGCAUCCACAGUCAUGAUGGUAGUGACCUAAGUGACAACAUGUCAGAGGGUAGUGAUGAUUCUGGAUUAAAUGGGGCCCGGCCGGUUCCACCAGAAACUAGUAGGAAAAAUACAAAGGAAGCCUUGGCAGUCAAGGUGGCUGAGGGAGAUUUUGUUUGUAUCUUCUGUGAUCGGUCUUUUAGAAAGGAAAAAGAUUACAGCAAACACCUCAAUCGCCAUUUGGUUAAUGUAUACUUCCUUGAAAAAGCAGCUAAAGGGCAGGAGUAAUUAAACUUUGGAAAAGUCUUCAGUUCUUAGUUUGUAAGAUCCUAUUACAUUUUAUACUCAUUUAUACUAGUAGACAACCUUUUAUUUUUAAAAUUGCUUUAAUUAGUGUUCGAUGUUGAUUUUUAAGUGGCACUCUUUUUCUUAGGACUCUGUAUACCUAUUGUAUAAAUUUUAGCAAAUCCGAGGGAGUUAGUGUACUAAACCAGCAGACGCCUAAAUCUGUUAGCUUAUGCAUUUAAUUGAAACUAGAAGGCCAAGGUGGUGUUAGAGCAUUUCUGUUGCGUUGUCUAGCUUAACUUGUCAAUUUCCCCCAUGUCUGUUUUCCUGUUGCAGUUUAGUUUAUUCUUAGUUUCCUGUUUAGCUCUAUAAAAAUUGGCAUCAUUAAAUAGCAAAUUACUUGAAGAAUUUGCCUGCUUUAUAUAAAGUUAGCACUUUAAACUUUUUUAGAGAUGAGAAGAAACAUUUAAAUUGAAAAAUUCUCCAAACAAUGGACAUUGUUUCAGUCCAGGUAUAUACUCCUGAGUUUUGAUCAAUAUUAUUUGUGUAUGUUAAUCGUCAUAAAAAAACAGUGAUUUUUUGUUUUUUAUUUUUGGUGCUUUAAUGGCUUAAGAUAUUGCACAUUGUGGGUUUUUUUUU